Drosophila grimshawi is the source of this 860-nucleotide messenger RNA. Its product is annotated as sodium/potassium-transporting ATPase subunit beta-2. Gene Ontology annotation, biological process: potassium ion import across plasma membrane; intracellular potassium ion homeostasis; intracellular sodium ion homeostasis. The transcript is spliced from 2 exons. The record is from RefSeq and is a predicted model, not a curated record. Gene Ontology annotation, molecular function: ATPase activator activity. Bases 31 to 801 code for a protein of 256 amino acids. NCBI's taxonomy places the organism in Eukaryota, Metazoa, Arthropoda, Insecta, Diptera, Drosophilidae. Gene Ontology annotation, cellular component: sodium:potassium-exchanging ATPase complex.
AACGAAUAUCGGAUAUUUUGAAAAUUGAAAAUGCCGCAAGAUUUUGUGGUUGCCGCUGGGGAGUACAAUGUGCGGAAGCAAUUUCGAAAUGAGGGCCAGACAAGAAAGGCAAAGGAUAUGCCAUGGUCAAAAAAAAUAUUGGACUUGGAUCGCAAUCAGUUCUUCGGACGUACACUCUGGGGCUGGACUAGAAUAGUUUUAUUUUAUCUAUUUUUAUAUUGCAUCAUUACAGUAAUUAUGUGCCUUUGGGUAACGGUUUUCUAUUUCAGCACCUAUGAUCCAAUAACACCAGUUUGCCGCAAAAAGCAACCCGGCGUUUCUGUUGUGCCUGCUUGUAUAGAUGAAUUCCUAUUCAAAUUGGAUCCAGAUGCUGAAGCUCAAUUCGCCGACUGCAACAGAGACAAAGUCUGGGGCUACGAAGCCCGAAUACCGUGCGUUUUCAUCAAGAUAAAUAAAGUGAUUGGAUACAAGCCAGAAACCUAUGAGGACGUUGAUGAAUUGCCGUCCGAUUCACCAGGCAGUUUGACAACGAUACUAGAGAAUUAUUCGGGCAGCGGUCGUAUUUGGAUGACAUGCGAUAUCACUAAUGGCAAAUCGACCGAAAUCAAAUAUUUUCCUGGACCAUACUUUGAUACAACAAACGGUUUGGAUGGCAUCAGUCGUGUUAUUGCCAUGCAGCUCCGUGACUUACCUCAAAAGCAGGAUGUUAGUUUCAUUUGCACGACUUGGGCGAAAAAUAUUGAGAUCGAUACGAAGUAUAACGGCGUGGGUAAUGUGAAAUUCUCAAUACACAUGAGUUAAAUGCGAAUGCACAUUCAAAAAAAAGAGACGUCAAACACAAUUUUGAAUUUAAAAAAUAU